Molecule: messenger RNA, 11016 nt
Organism: Numida meleagris (helmeted guineafowl)
Lineage: Eukaryota; Metazoa; Chordata; Aves; Galliformes; Numididae
Product: cat eye syndrome critical region protein 2
Exons: 19
Coding region: 511-4389 (1292 amino acids)
Biological process (GO): chromatin remodeling
Cellular component (GO): CERF complex
Molecular function (GO): protein binding
Source: RefSeq, a predicted model, not a curated record
GGCGGCGGCGGCGUGGCCGGUACCGGCGGCACGGAGGCGGCGGCGGCGGCGCUGGACGAGCUCCGCUCCUGGUGGGAAGUCCCGGCCAUCGCGCACUUCUGCUCGCUCUUCCGCACCGCCUUCCGCCUGCCCGACUUCGAGAUCGAGGAACUGGAAGCUGCUCUUCACAGGGAUGAUGUGGAGUUUAUCAGCGACCUGAUCGCCUGCCUUCUUCAAGGUUGCUAUCAGCGCAGAGACAUCACAUCCCAGACAUUUCACAGCUACCUGGAGGACAUCAUCAACUACCGCUGGGAGCUGGAGGAAGGGAAACCCAACCCUUUGCGGGAGUCCACCUUCCAGGAGCUACCACUGCGCACCCGAGUCGAGAUCCUGCACCGCCUCUGUGACUACCGGCUUGAUGCAGAUGAUGUCUUCGACCUCCUCAAGGGCUUGGACGCUGACAGCCUCCGUGUGGAGCCGCUGGGUGAAGACAGCAGCGGGGCUCUGUACUGGUAUUUCUAUGGCACACGGAUGUACAAGGAGGACCCAGUGCAGGCAAAAACCAACGGAGAGCUGGCUCCAGACAGGGGAUGUGGGGGACAGACAAAUACCCCAAAUGUUCCUGGGAAAACAGGCAAGAGACGAGGGCGACCCCCAAAGCGGAAAAAACUACUGGAGGAAAAUUUGCUGAGGGAGAAGGCAGAAGAGAACUUGCUAAUCCGUGAGACUCAGAUAAGAAAUGGGUCCCAAGGGCCAGGCCGUGGGACAUGGUGGCUGCUGUGCCAGACGGAAGAGGAGUGGAGGCAGGUCACUGAGAGCUUCAGAGAGAGGACUUCCCUUAGAGAGCGGCAGCUCUACAAACUCUUGAGUGAAGACUUCCUGCCGGAGAUCUGCAACAUGAUUGCACAGAAGGAGAAGCGUCUACAGCGGACAGAGUUUUCUCCCAGGUGGAUGUCUGACCAUCAGCCCAUCAAACCAAUCAAGCAGGAGGUAAGCCCAAAUGUGCUCAGUUCAAUGGAGAAGCAGAGGCGCAGAGAGGAAGAAGAGGAGCGCCAAAUCCUUAUAGCAGUGCAGAAAAGGGAGCAGGAGCAGCUGCUAAAGGAGGAGAGAAAGAGAGAGAUGGAGGAGAAGGUCAAAGCGGUGGAAGAACGAGCCAGGAGGAGGAAACUUCGUGAAGAGCGGGCCUGGCUACUGGCACAGGGAAAGGAGCUCCCUCCUGAGCUUUCCCACUUGGAUCCCAGUUCCCCUACCAGGGAAGAGCGAAGGACCAAGGACCUCUUUGAACUGGAUGAUGAGUUCACAGCCAUGUACAAAGUUCUAGAUGUGGUAAAGGCUCACAAGGAUUCUUGGCCUUUCUUGGAACCUGUUGAUGAAUCAUAUGCUCCCAACUACUACCAGAUCAUUAAGGCCCCUAUGGACAUCUCUAGCAUGGAGAAGAAGUUGAAUGGAGGUCAGUACUGCACCAAGGAAGAAUUUGUGGGCGAUAUGAAGACCAUGUUCAGGAAUUGUCUUAAGUACAAUGGUGAAGGCAGUGAAUAUACCAAGAUGGCUUACAAUUUGGAGAGAUGUUUCCACCGAGCGAUGAUGAAGCACUUCCCUGGGGAAGAUGGAGACACAGAUGAGGAGUUCUGGAUCAGAGAAGAUGGGAGGCGGGAGAAGAGGAGCCGGCGGACUGGCCGCUCCAGUGGUGGCAAUGUUUGGACUCGGUCACGAGACUCAGAGGGACCAGGCAAGAGGCAACAACGCCUGGAAAAUGGAGGGAAACCUCCACCGUAUCGAGCUACUUCCAGGGCUCCUGCUUCUUCCUCCUCCUCCUCGUCCUCCUCCUUCUCCUCAUCCUCUGCAGAGGAUCCGAGCGGAAACUCCAUGCAGCCUCCUCGAGAAGUGGGCCCUUCCAAUGGGCGAGGUUUCCCCCGCUCGCUGCAGUAUGGUGGCAUGCCCAGCCCUGUGCCGCAUCCUGGCCAGAUGAGACCAGCCGUACCAGGAACAUUUGGCCCCUUGCGUGGAUCAGAUCCAACAAAACUCUACGGCUCGCCGCGAGUGCCGGAGCCCCAUCCUGGAGACCCGGUUCAGCAGCACCAGCACUUUGCCAUGCAGCAGGCCGUGGGACUGAGCGAGCACCGUGGGCACAGGCUGGCUGCCCCCGAGAAGCAGGUGUGUGCAGGACCGACCCAUGUCGCUGGCCUUGGACCCCGUCCCAGCGCCUUGCAGCUAGGGUGCAUGAGUGGACCCCCUCCCGAUGCCGUCUACUCACCAGCGCAGUUCCAGCAGGGAUUCCUUCCUCCCAGGCACAACGGGCCUCCAGUGAGGCCACCAGAGGGUUCAGAGAUGCCGCCGGGACACAUGUACCGGCCCUACAAGUACCUGAACCGCGGGCACCCUGCCCUGUGGAAUGGCAGCCACGGAGCCGCCAGCCAGGGUGCAGUGGGGCCAGAGGAGAAGGCACCCAUGGGGCCGGCGCCAUCGCUCCAGUCCCGCACCAUCAGCCACAUGAUGGAGCCCCGGGCCAUACGGCCACCUCUGCCUCCCAGCCAGUGGACUGAGCAGUCAAACUUUCUACCUCAUGGGGUGCCUCCCUCAGGGUAUAUCAGACCACCUGGGAAAGCUACCAGCCAGAGGAUGCCACAGCCACCAGCAGCUCUUUUCGGGGGACCGCCUCAGGUUCAAAGAGGGUGCCAGGGUGGGGACUCCAUGAUGGACAGCCCAGAGAUGAUUGCCAUGCAGCAGCUGUCAUCCCGUGUGUGCCCACCAGGCGUGCCUUACCACCCUCGCCAGCCGCCCCCACCGCACCUCCCUGGGCCCUUUCCCCAGCUGGCUCAUGCUGCCUCUGCCAGUGUUCCACCCCUGAAGCCGGUCGUGGGGAAUGGGAGCUCGCAGGAUCAGACCAUGGAGCCGGAGAGCAACCAAGUGGAGCCACUGGCAGGCGUGGAGGAGAAGGCUCAGUGCAUCGGCAUUCCUGACAGGGCCUACGCCAAACUCCUACCUCAUCCUAAGCCCCCUCUGCCCAUGGAGUGCGCCCGGCGCACCUUGCCCCCAGAUGGGGAGGGAGAUGGCUCUGGCCUGAAGAACGAUCUGAAGGCCAACCAGAGCAAGGGCACGUGGCCGGCCGAGAGCAGCUACGCCGGCCCAGGCACCCAGGGGUGCAUGAGGGACCUGGCAUCCACCCCUGAGCGAGGAGGACCCGUGUCUGAGAACGGGGCAGCGGGUGAAGGGCCAGCGGAGAGCAAGGGGCUGACUGCCAGCCUGAUGGAGAAGCCCCUCUGCAGCGGGGGGAAGGCUCUGCCCGAAGCAGCUGUGCCUUGCAUGGGGCAGGGCACCAGCCUUCCCGCCAUGGACGCUGGCACCGUGGGGGCUGCCCCCAACCAGUUCCACCCUCUCUACAUGCCCAGUCUGGAGUACCCAAAUUCAGCCGCUCGGUACCACAUCAACCCAGGGCUGCAAGGGUUCAGCCCGGUGAUGGGCGGGAAGCCUCCCCCGGUGUCCCACCCACAGCAUUUUCCUGCGCGGGGCUUCCAGCCAAGCAGCACCCACCCUGGGGUCUUCCCUCGCUAUCGGCCCCACCAGGGCAUGCCCUACCCCUACCAGCCCCAGCCUCAACCUUCCUACCACCACUACCAGCGGCCACCCUACUACGCCUGUCCGCAGGGCUACUCAGACUGGCAGAGGCCUCUCCACCCUCAGGCCAGCCCCAGCGGCCACCCACCCCUGGCCAGACCCCCUUUCUCCGACCGGGGGAAUGUGAGCGGCUUGCAGGGCUGCGAGGCGCUGAGUGCUGCCCUGGCUUCUCCCAACCGCACGGACGUAGCGAGUGCCAAAGAGGUUUCUCCAAGCGACGGGCAGGAUCUGGGGCCUGAAGAUGAGAAGUCUGAGGAAUCCCAGGAGCGGCCGGAGAGUCCCAAAGAGUUCCUAGAUUUGGACAACCACAACGCUGCCACAAAGAGGCAAAGCUCGGUGGCAGCAGGAGAGUUUCUCUAUGGAGCUCCCCCACCUCACCUGGGUUCGGGAAUGGGAUUUGGGCCUUCAGCUUUCCCUCCCCAUGGAGUGAUGCUACAGACUGGCUCUCCCUACGCAUCCCGGCAUCCCGCCAGUCAUUUCCAGCCCAGGACGUACGGAUCACCCAUGAAUGCCCACCUGUCCCAUCAUCCAGCCCCUGGCCAGGCUAACGGCCUCUCUCAGGAGGGACCCCUGUACCGCUGCCGGGAGGAGAACGUGGGUCACUUUCAGGCCUUGCUGAUGGAGCAGAGAGGCAGUGGAGGUGGCAUGGGGGGGCCACCCCAGGACUUGUAUAGACCAUCGGGAAUGCAAAUGCAUCAGGCUCAAGUUCCUUUCCCGAAGAUGCCUACAGCAACCAUGUCUCGAGAAGAUCUGACGCCACAAAAAUCAUCAGCGUUGCCUCUGGAUCAAAGCUAGUCUGAGGAAGGAAGGACCUCAUGAAGAUGAAAGCCACACGUGAUUUGGACACAGGGGAGGAGGGGCAGGCCUUCCUCCCACCCUCCCCUCACCCAAGCAGCAUGUAGCUUCCCGGGUCCAUGGAUCAUGGCGUCCCGACGACGUUUGUGCUGGAAUCCCGGAGUGGUGCUGGGCCCCAGCCAAGCGGCCGAGCAGCCGGCUCACUGGCACAGGGCGAGCAUCGCCAAACUAGUGGCUUUCCGUGACUGGAGACUGCGUCUCGUUCAGGGUUUGAGGGAUUUUUGGGUGGGGUGGGCGGGGGUGGGGGCUGGAACUUUCAUUGACUGCUAAACUCAGGUAUAUUUUUCAGGGUGGAAGAGGACGAUGAUGGAAUUUUACUUGUAGUAUUAACGUGUGUGUUUUGGAGCUGGAUCCAGUUUACAGAAUUUAACCUGUUGCCUUUUUAAAUAAAUUUCUGUUGUUGGUGAAUGUAUUGUACAUAAUGGGGGAGGGGGUGGGCCCAGCUUGUAGUGGGCUUAGCACUGGAGGAAUCCGUAACUGUUUACAAUCAUAUCACACUGAAGUCUUUCAGGAUAGGGUGAGGGUCUGGGGGAGCGGGGAGAGGUCAGGGAACAUGCGAUGAAUGACUUGCUGUCCUCUGCAGCUGAGACACCACCCAAUAGUUGUUUGGAUGAAUAUCAGGAAUUGCUCAGGAGCAUAACGUGUCCUCCUCUUUCUCUUCUCCUCUUCCUCCUUCACCCUUACCCCUGCCUCUGCCCCUCCGGAUCCAGGGCCUGAGGGCACUUCCAGCUCCUGUCAUCAUGGGGGAACAAGGAAACCAGGACCAGGAACUGAAACCAGCACAGGAUGCUCACGGCGUUGUCCCUUCUGCUAGCGUAGUACCCCUCUCCCUGCCUUUCUCAUAGGAGUAGUUUGUGCUCUUGGAAACAGGAAAGGGCACAGUUGGUCAUCUUGGACUUCCUUGGGUGAAACAGGUGCUGCUGGGUGUGGAGGAGCACCUAUCACACAGAGCAAAUGUUGUGCAGGGCGGUACUCCCUGCUGCCAAGGAGGGGAACUGCAUCCCUCCUUACCUUCUGUGUCCUUUGCUAUAUUCACCUCUGGGCAGCAGCAAAGCAGAAAGUAAGCUGAGAUUCCUGGUUACUCAGUUGCUUGUGGAACUAAGAGUAUGAGGUUGUUUUGAGGGAACAGUUUGCUACAGCGUGAGCUGUUUGGCCUGAGGAGCUGGGUUCAGUGAUUGCAAGUAGCAGGUGAUUCAGAAAGCACUCAUUUGAAAUCCAGCAUUGAUGGAGUGGCUCAGGCAGUGAGGGAUGAGAGAGCUGUGUUCAGUGAGGGAUGAGAGCUCUGACGUUCAAGUGUUGGUUUGACAAAUAAGUUCCUUAGAAAUCUCAUCUGCAGGUAUUCAUCCACAUCUUACAACUAACAUAGCUGAAUAUUCUUGGGAGAGCUGGAGUAAAGCCGGAUAGAGUUGCUACACUGCAAGGCUGGGCAGCAAGAUCUGCCCCAGCGUGGGCUGUGGUUGGCAUUGGAGGGUCAGUGGUGUGAUUAGAAGGAAGUGCCAAUGUGCCAGCCAAAUUGUGGCAGCAGAGGUGAGCACAUGAGGACAGAGCAGUGUACCCUGGACUCUGUGGUACCAGCCAGGGGAGGAUUUCUGGCUCCAGGUUUCUGGAGAAUUUUUCUGACUGUGUUGUCAUCUCAGAUAGUGCUGUCACUCAUAUGAGCUGGGUUGCACCAGCGUGCAUGGCUCCACCAAGCUUAACAGGAGUUAAACUUCUUCCUGCUAGUACCACAGGUGUGUUUAUGAACUCGCUUCUUACCCAGUGCUGCAGCCAGCCUGUGGCCUGCAGCUGCUCUCUGUUCUGUCCAGCAGGCUGCUGGGCUAGCUGGCUCCUCCCCAGAGGAAGACUUUGGUAUGAAAACGAGUGUAAGUUUAACCACUGUUCGGGACAGCUAGCUUAGGACAAAUGGAAAAACUGUUGCUUCUCUUUUGAAAGCAAUCUUUAGUUCUUGUAGUUCAUUUUCUUUAAAAAUGGAGGAUCUGUAAAGUCUAACUUAGAGCAAAGUAUUUGAAAUGCUGUGAAGAUGAACGCAUAUUCUGCAAACAAUCCUUGCCGUACUUCAGCCUGUGUCUUCUGUAUCACGGAUGGUUACCCAAAUACUUGAAGUGCCUUUCAGCUCAUGGUGAACUUUGUGGAAUAGCAGGUUUUAGAAGCUAUAAAAAAAAAAAAAGCCAAAGCACUCUUGGUCUUCAUCUGGAACUGGCACUGGAAACACGAUUCUAGCAGUCACAGCAUCUGGAUGAGUACCAACCCAAGGUCAAAACAGGAGGAAUAGGGAAGGCAAGGAUUGCUUGUGGUCUGCCUGGAGAGAGUAAUGGAGAGUUAGGCAGUGAUGGAUGUCCUGAGGAUCCUAUGUGGAGUACAAGGUGUGGAGAUGCUGUUCCUUACCUGGCAGGGUUGAGUGGGUUUCUAGGUAAAUGCCUUUUGAUGUAGUUGGCAAUUCUGAUAAAAGUGACUAACAGAAGUUGCUACUGGGAGGACACAUGGUUUGUUUUAGAAAAGAACUAACGUAGGACAGAAGGAACAAUGGCUGGACUACAGGGAUAUCCUAGGGACAGGGCAUGCUCAGAUCAGGUGUUGCUUGCAGAACCUUAGUUCCAAGUUUCCAGACUUUCAAAUAAUUUGCUUAUAAAUGUUUGUGGGUUGUGUUUGGUUUGGUUUGGGUUUUGGCUUUUUUUGUUGUUGUUUUGUGGUGACAUCUAGGCACCCCCCCCAAAAAUCAGAGUUCUAUCUUGCUGGGUACAAUCUGAACAAAUCACUGAAAAUUCACAGCCCCCAUAGCUCCCAGGGACUGGGAGCAGUUAGUGGGGUGAGACAACAGCAGAAGUGCACAGAGAAAAGCAGAAAAUGAGAAUUUCAUUGCUUAUGGUCUCCCAGCCAUGCUGUGUGGGCUGGUUUGUAGAUAUUGUGACAGGGGCAGAUUUAACGAGGGAUUUAGAAUAGACUGAACCAGCAGCUCUUUAGGUACAAGGUGAGGCUUUUUUCCUUGGGUUGGUGUACAGUGCUGAAGAAAAGUAGCUGCAGUUUUUAAAUAUCUUUUGAUUAUUUUACUCCCGCCACUCUUAAAAAAACAUUUCAACAGAAUACAGAAAAAUUCUGGAAUCUGAUGGGAACCCCAUCUUUCUCAUCCUCUGCAAUCAGACCUUUUUCAGAAGGCAUAUUGGGCAAGUGACUUUGCAAGGUUUCCUGAAGGUAUUGCUUUUCUCAUAUGAGGGGCGUGUUUUGUAAUUACGGAUCUAUGUAGGUCACUCUGAAAGUAAUGCCUCCUCCUUAUUUCCUCUUCUUUCCCGCAUGGAGGCGUUCAGUUGUGCACCUCUGCUUCGUACACAUUUCUAUGUCAGACGCCAUUUUGUCAGGCUGCCUCUCUGCUGCCAUCUGUCACAUGGUAACAAAAUGUAAUGGAAUAUUGGUGGGAAGGUCCAACCUCUACUGCUAUAUCACCAACAUCCACCUCUGGUGUCGUGGGCCAGCAGAAUAAAAUAGGAGGCAGUACUUUCGAGGCAGUGCUUGUGCAUGUCAAAGACUGCAUAAUAGCAGAACAAACACAACGCUGAGCGUGCCGAAAUCUCCCAGUGCUCUCGUGGUGCAAGCGGCACGUGGUGCUCCCGAGGUGCUCAGCUGCAUUCUAAAUGCAGUUGUAUAAUCUGCUAGGACUCUGGGAGCUUCUGGCAUCUUCAGCGCUGCAGGGCCCUGGCAAUUGAACCAAGUAUUUUGGGAAGAUGAGUAGCUGAGGCUUCACAGGGAUCUGAGCCACGUCCAGCAGAAGUUUGCAGUCUGUAAAUGCCACGGCAUGACCAAAGCGCGCGGUGGCAAGCCACUGCACCAGUCUGCAAUGAGGAGGACAAAAGAGGAAAGUAAAUUUGAAGUUUCAAGGCCUGGCGGGUUUGAUCUGUGACUUUAAAGCACACAAAGACACUUUUCUUGGAACAGCUUCUAGUUCUUUCUUAUCUGCUGAAUCCCUUUCCCAUGCAGAAUUCUGAAGCAAGUCUCCUGUGUGUAUUUUUGUACGUGUGGUUUCUCGGGGUCUUGGAGAGCUAUCAGCUUCUUGAUGUCUUAUCUGAAAGCUCAUCACAGGGGCUGUCUCUCAUUCUGCUGACUGAGGCAGUUUCCCUGCAGCUUCUCUCUCUUUACAGCAACACUUCUCCAUUUAAAAUGAAAGUAUAAUGAGAGAACGACCCGUAUUUGUCUCCUCCACUGAUGGCUGUCAGCCUUCUGUGCAUCUCUGUGCCCAGCCAGGGCUAUCACCCUGCUCUCUGCAGCUUUGCUUCGCUUUUGCUUUCCGAGGAGACGCCCCAGGCUUGAGGUGUGUGUUGUGGUGUUUUGGAGAAGGUGAUGCAGUGAGUUGAGGGUGAAGCGAUGUCCCAAGGGGUGGAACGACUGUGGGCUCUGCAGCGCUGUGGCUGCUUGGUCCAUGCAUGCCUUUGCAGUGCAGGUGUACGGAGCUGCGUGAGGCCGUGCCCUUGGCGGUAGCUGUCCUGCUUCUGCUCGUGUGCAGUGUCUCAAAGGCCGUGGGUGCUUUGUAGUUUUAAUGCUGGUGGCCUUGUGCCUGCUUGGGCUUUUUUUCCUUGUUCUGCAGCAGUGGCUGAGAUUUGGUGCAGGUCUUCCUCUUUCUGAAAUGUGGAUGUCAGAAGAGGGUGCAUGCAGGAGAGAGCGAGAUGUGCAUCCAGCAGUGGAAGGGAGGACAAGGGACUAAUCAUCGGGAUCGCCACCAGCUCCAGCAGAUCCCUCUAUCCAUUGCCUUUGUUUGGAAACACAUGGCUCGCUGGCAGAAGGGCAGUAAUUGGGAAAUCUGCAUCUGAGUAGAAGUGGAACUGACUGUGGGCACAGUUUCCUCAUUGUAGGCAACAUUGGGUCAGGGGCUGCCAGGGUCUCCUUGGGCCUUCAAAUCCAUGCAGGGCAGGUGGAAGUUGUGCAGCAGCCCCCUCCCUUCCCAAGGCAGCCGGGCAGCUGCAGGAACUGGGGCCUGGGCUUUUGAUUUGGUCCCACUUCGUGUCAUGCACCAACGCUUCCCCUCUCCUCGCUGCCCAGUUUCUGAGCUCUGUGCUUCACCGUCACUGUCAGAUGCAGAGAUAAGAGCUCACUGUCCAGGGAAGGGCAGAAGGUUUGGCUUACAAGCUGUCUGCAUACGCAGGCAGAAAGCAGGCAGGGAGUGCACAUCACCCGCCUUGUGACAUCGAGGUGUCCUCAUUGUACAGCAGUGCCUUCCUGCCUGCUGGGCUCACUGCACGGUGCUGGGUGCUAUCUCUCUGCCAGCACAGGGACCUGCCAGGCCCCACUGCAGGGUGGGACCUGCUGUUUCUGCCUCUGCAGUGGCUUUGGUUAAUGAUGAAAGCUGCAUACAGCCCAGAAACCUGUUACCUCUAUUCCUUGCAAGCUCCGUGAGCACUGCUGCCUGAUUUCCCUGAGUGAUAACAGUAUGCAGCAGUGCAGCUCCAACCUUCCCGUGUCUUGUCAGGGAGGGGAUGGCUACAACCCACGCUGCAGGGCUUCAGGAUGUGGCUGGGGAGCGAGGUGCUUCCUGCGGCCCUGCAUCUCCUCCUGCCACAUCACUGCUUUCCCAGUGACCGACAGAUUGGUUUAGGUCAGGAAAGGAGCAAUUGGAGCCAAGCUUGGUCCACAGCCUGGGUUCAGGGCGGGCAGGAGGGGUGCCUGUCACUGGCGUGCCCAGACUUUGUGCCUCUGGGGCAGGGGAGUGGCCAGGGCGGUCUGGCUUGGCACCAGGAGGGGGAGAGCCAAUGCCACUGCAUCCAUUUUCUAAAGUUGGGUGAUGUUGGGUGGGGUUGGUUUGCUUUGUUGUUUUGUUUUUGGUUGUUUUUUUUUUUUUUUCUGUUGUAUUAUUGUAAGUUUGUAAAGAAUGUAAUCUGUCUGGGGGCGUAAGGAGGACACGGGGGCCAUUCUCCUUCUGGGUGAGAGUGUUUGUGCGUUGCUGUGUGUUUUGUUGCUGGGUGGGGAGGGGCCCAGCCCCGUCAACCCAUCGCGACUAUCACGGGCAGCAGGAGGGCGAGCGGGCGUGGGGCAGCAGCCUCCCACCCUGAGUGUGGAAACCCUGCUUGCGUCCUCAGGCGGGGGGGAUAUGAGCACGCAGGGCUUCGCACGGGGCUCUCCUGCUUGGGGCUGGUCCCGCUCAUCUUCAGCUCGGGUAGCAGCCGAUCUGCCCAGCAGCUGAGUGAAGGGAGGGCUGAAGCCAGCAGCCCAAAUUUCUCAGUGCAAGAACAGAUUGGAGCCGCAGCCACUGCCCCGCACCGGCCCUCACACCCGCCUCCCUCCCCAUCCCGUAGAGCACAGUGUCAGGGAUGCUCCUCUCUCUCCUGCUGCUGCAAAGUUGUGUGAACUUUCCUGGUCAAUACUGGAAAGGGGAAUGCUAUUUAUUUUUAUAUUGUGUAUAUUUUGUCUUGGUCUGCUGAUUACCUUUGUUCCCCAGAGCGACAGUUACCUCAAUAGUUAGUUUAAUACUGUGUGUUGGGUAAUUUUUUUAAAGAACUUUUUUAAAAGCUUGAUCCUUGGAGGUCUGUAGAUUUUAUUUCCAUAUGAAUUGGUUAUUUUGUAUAAAGUACGUUCUUAAAAUAGCAA